CAAAACCACAACACCAUCACCCUCAAUGUCCACGACAACAGCUUCUGUGCCAUGAACCCCAACUUCAUUGUGGUGGUGACCGAGUGCGUGGGCGGUGGCACCUUCCUCGUCAUUCCCAUCAAGCAGACAGGCAAGCUUGAUCCACAUUAUCACAAAGUGUGUGGGCACAAAGGAAAUGUUCUGGACAUCAAGUGGAACCCAUUCAAUGACUUUGUAAUAGCCUCAUGUUCAGAAGAUGCCACAGUUAAAAUCUGGGACAUCCCAAACCACUUGCUAAAAAGAAACAUUACCACUCCGAAGAAAGAACUUCUUGGGCAUACUCAAAGAGUCGGUCUGAUUGAAUGGCAUCCCACAGCUGAAAACAUCCUCUUCAGCUCUGGCUAUGACUACAAGAUCAUUAUCUGGAACCUUGAAGUCAAGGAUGCCAUUCUUCGAAAGCCAGUGAAGAUUCUUGAUGCUCACAAAGAUGUGGUCCUCUCCAUGUCAUUCAACACAGAUGGCAGUCUCCUUGCCACUGCCUGCAGGGACAGAAAGAUACGUGUGAUAGACCCUCGUGCUGGAACAGUCCUACAGAAAGGAAACUCUUAUUGGUUACUAAAGUGCUACAUUACCAUCAUUGGU
Messenger RNA from Poecile atricapillus (Black-capped chickadee), 621 nucleotides. RefSeq names its product coronin-2A-like. Lineage: Eukaryota; Metazoa; Chordata; Aves; Passeriformes; Paridae. The annotation marks the transcript as partial. The record is from RefSeq and is a predicted model, not a curated record. Gene Ontology annotation, molecular function: actin filament binding. The transcript has a single exon. Gene Ontology annotation, biological process: actin filament organization.